UUCUAAUUCGAACAAGUGAAUAUUAAAACAGUGGAAAAAAUGUUGCUUAAAGCAAUCUUAAUAGCUGCUUGCCUGAUCCAAACAUUGUCUCUUGCUGCAGCAAUGGAUGAUGAUGGGUUUGAUAUUGCAGCAACUCCAGCUCAAAUGGCCACGAUGCCAAGAAGUGAUAUUAUCAAUGGAAAACGCUUCGUUUUUGUCAGUUUUCUUACGGCUAACUGGUACAGGGCGGCACAUAUUUGCAAGUACAAUAACAUGGAGCUUGCUGCUGUAAACAAUGUUGAGGAGCAAAAUGCAAUCGCCAAACUUGCCGGAACCGUUGGUGGUUAUAGCAGUGAAUUCUAUGUGGGAGGCAACGACCUGGGACUUCAGAAAAACUGGUAUUGGUUGGCCACAGGAAAACCAAUAAGUUACACGAACUGGAGCGCGGGUGAACCAAACAAUUUCCGUGGUGAAAACGAACGGUGCGUGGUCAUUCUAAAGUGGAACAAAUACUUAUGGAAUGACACUAUAUGUGACUCUCGUCAAUUGUAUUUUGUCUGCGAAGAGCGCGCAAUCACAGCUUCUGGCUAAGUGAAAAUUGUCGGGAUCGUGAAUGAAAAAUGAAUUUACUGAGAAGAUUCAA
Bradysia coprophila is the source of this 622-nucleotide messenger RNA. RefSeq names its product NPC intracellular cholesterol transporter 2-like. Lineage: Eukaryota; Metazoa; Arthropoda; Insecta; Diptera; Sciaridae. The record is from RefSeq and is a predicted model, not a curated record.